CCUGUUCGUCUUCUGGUGGGUUUCAGGCCAAAAUCUCAAUCAUCAAAAAGAUAAGAAGACACUGAAAAACCUGUUCAGUGGAGAAGAUAAUGGGACAAGAAGAGGAGGAUUCAUCAACAGUGUCCAGUGGAAGAGACGAAGAAGAAGAGCCAUGGAACCUCAGGAAGCAAACCCUAAUCCUUCAAGUUUCUCAGAGUCUCAUCAACGGAGAUCUCCAAACCCAAAUUCAAGCUGCCAGAGAUAUCAGAAAGCUCGUCAGAAAAUCUUCUGCUAAGACUCGCUCUAAAUUCGCCGCCGCCGGUGUCAUUCAGCCCCUCGUUUUUAUGCUUCUUUCUUCCAACCUCGACGCUCGCCAGGCCUCUCUUCUCGCUCUCCUCAAUCUCGCAGUCAGAAAUGAACGAAACAAGGUCAAGAUAGUGACAGCUGGAGCCAUUCCACCACUUGUGGAACUUCUUAAGCUCCAGAAUAAUAGUUUAAGGGAAUUAGCCGCAGCUGCAAUUUUAACGCUCUCAGCUGCUGAACCUAAUAAGCCAACCAUUGCAGCUUCAGGAGCUGCACCUCUUCUGGUUCAAAUUCUGAACUCUGGGAGUGUUCAAGGAAAAGUUGAUUCUGUCACAGCACUACACAACCUCUCUACCUGCCCUAAGAAUUCUCAUCCAAUUGUGGAUGCUAAGGCCGUUUCCCCACUCAUUAAACUCCUCAAAGAAUGCAAGAAAUAUUCAAAAUUUGCUGAGAAAGCAACAGCUCUACUUGAAGUCAUUUCCAGCUCUGAAGAAGGGAGAACUGCAAUCACAGAGACAGAUGGUGGGAUUUUAACUCUAGUAGAGACAGUUGAAGAUGGAUCACUUGUUAGCAUGGAACAUGCAGUUGGAGCCUUGCUCUCUUUGUGUCAGAGCAACAGAGAAAAAUACAGGGAACUUAUUCUUAAAGAAGGUGCAAUUCCAGGGCUUCUGCGAUUAACUGUAGAGGGAACCUCUGAAGCUCAAGAAAGAGCUCGAACACUCUUAGACCUUCUCAGAGAUACUCCUCAGGAAAAGAAAUUAGCAUCCUCAAUAUUGGAGAGAAUUGUUUAUGACAUUGCUGCAAGAGUUGAUGGCUCAGAUAAAGCAGCUGAAACUGCCAAGAGGCUUCUGCAGGACAUGGUUCAAAGAAGUAUGGAGCUCAGCAUGGACCGAAUCCAGCAUUGCGCUGCAGCUUGUACAUCUUCGAUUUCAUCCACUUGACAUAUCCAGUUGACUUGAAGACAACAUUAGCAAGUAACCCGGGUUAGAGUUUUAAUCUGAAUCUUUGUUUUGUUGGCCAGUUAAAACUCUUGCACCCUUUUGUAUUGUAGAUCACCAUUAAAGGAAGAUGAACGAACAAAACUGGGAGUAGAUUUCACUGGAGAAUACUUCCUUGAGGUGAUAUCUUAAUUGUGACCUCAACAGUGUGCUGUACAUCCCUCGUGUGUAUAUAUAUAUGUAUAUGAAGAGUCCUUUUGCUAGCGACA
This is a messenger RNA of Manihot esculenta (cassava), 1489 nucleotides long. RefSeq names its product U-box domain-containing protein 15. NCBI's taxonomy places the organism in Eukaryota, Viridiplantae, Streptophyta, Magnoliopsida, Malpighiales, Euphorbiaceae. The record is from RefSeq and is a predicted model, not a curated record. Gene Ontology annotation, cellular component: nucleus; cytoplasm. The transcript has 2 exons. Gene Ontology annotation, molecular function: protein binding. The coding region runs from base 90 to 1223 and encodes 377 amino acids.